AAUACAGAAUUUCUAUGCUUCCAGUCUGAUUCCGGAAUUUCGUCUGCGAACUCGUCGCUUGGGACUCCAAUCAGUCGGAACGCAGUCAGAGGCUAUAAGAAGACGUACUGCUCCAUCUGUAAAAUGCAUAUCAACAAAGAUGGCAAGAGAAGUCAAGGGCCACGGCGUCAUCUGUUACAGUAUCAUGUGCGGCGACCGUUGUUCCAAUGCCCUCACUGCUCCCAUGCCUCAUUCUAUGACAAAUUCCACGUUACCAGUCACAUGCGACGAAUCCAUCAACGCUGUUUCGGUGGAAGGAAGACCAACACUGGAAGCGAAUUGAAACAGUCAUCGCAGAAAUCCCCUAGUUCCUACACCAGUCGGUCAAGCUUCUCACCACCUCCAGUGCUCACACCAGAAAUUCAUGAUCAAGAAAAUGUCAAUCCGUACGGAGUCGUGCAGGCUCCAGAAUCGCCGAUAGAAACUCCUGUCAAAGCUCCGUUGAAAAGACGGAAAAUGGGUUUCAUGGUGGACGACAUUUUACAGCCGAGUCCAAAGAAGGCUGUCAUCGCUCUCCGAUCAGAAGGACUUGAGAAAUGA
Molecule: messenger RNA, 579 nt
Organism: Ostertagia ostertagi
Lineage: Eukaryota; Metazoa; Nematoda; Chromadorea; Rhabditida; Trichostrongylidae
Source: the annotation of a GenBank genome assembly